AAAUCUCGCUCACGGUUGUCUCCACGGUUGGUUCUUGUGUAAAAAUUGUAUUGACUAUUUUUCUAGAACGAAAACUAAUUGGGUUUUAUUACAUAUUCACGUAUAUGAGUAUUAAUUACUCUAUCAAUUCAGUGUAAUAGUAGCGAUUAAUUGGGUGUUUGGUGUGAAUUGUGUGUCCGUAUUUGUGAUAUGACGACGUUAUUUUUAUUAUAACAAAAAUCAUGAAUAUCUUUUUGAAUUUUGCGUCGAUUCUCCUGUAUUUGGCGGUACAAUGUCAGGGAUCUGGAACAGAUAUCGCGCUGGACGCGAAAGCCACACUUCUACAUCGAAUAGACAGUUUAAAUCUUUUAAUAUACACUUGUCUGUUAACGCUUACUGUGCUCACGAUUUGGGUAUUUAAACAUCGUCGUGUGAGCUGGCUUCACGAAACAGGACUUGCUGUAAUUUAUGGUCUAAUCGUAGGAGCAAUAAUUCGCUAUGCAGCUAGUACAAACCAAGUUACCUACAUCAAUGUGCACCCUGCACCGGACACAAAGUACAAUCUAUCAGUCCCACCAGAUAUGUUGCGCCUGCAUUUCCCUGAUAAGAUGCAGGUAUCUUCAGGAGAUGCUCCAGUACCAAACAAGACUUAUGCCUAUAGCUUUAGAGGAGAAAUAGUAAAUGUGGAGCAAAAUGAGAUAGAUCUUAAGGCUACAUUUGAUCCCGAGAUAUUUUUUAAUAUAAUUUUACCGCCUAUUAUAUUCCAUGCUGGAUAUUGUCUUAAAAGGAAAUAUUUCUUCCGUAACCUGGGAGCGAUAUUAACGUUCGCAAUGGUUGGCACGGCGCUCUCAGCGCUGGUGAUUGGCUCCCUGAUGUACGGCUGCGUCCAACUAAUGCCGGCGUCCCUCGCAUCCAGCUUCACCUUCCUAGACACCUUGUAUUUUGGAGCACUGAUCUCACCCACUGAUCCGCUGACUGUUCUUGCCAUUUUCUCACAACUUAAGGUGGAUGUUAAUCUGUAUGCGAUGAUAUUCGGGGAAAGUGUUCUCAAUGACGCAGUGGCUCUUGUACUCAGCGGAGCCAUACAAAACUAUGAGUUGAGGUAUUCAAAUGACGGCGGUUUCGAGAUCACCGCGUUCCUGGGGGCCAUUGGAGACUUUAUUGGGAUCUUUAGUCUGUCGCUGCUGGUUGGAGCUCUCAUGGGAUGCUUGACGGCAUUGAUGACCAAGUUCACCCACGUGCGGGAAUGGCCACUACUGGAGUCGGCGCUUUUCGUGCUCAUGUCCUACGCAGCGUUCCUUAUUGCUGAAGUCUGCGAGUUGACAGGUGUUGUGGCAGUACUAUUCUGCGGUAUUUGCCAAGCUCACUACACGUACAACAAUCUGUCUUCGGAUUCCCGCAACCGUACGAAGCAACUGUUCGAGCUGCUCAACUUCUUGGCUGAGAACUUCAUCUUUACCUACAUCGGCGUGUCCAUGUUCACCUUCCCGAAACAUCACUUCGAUCCGUGGUUCAUCAUCGCUGGAUUUGUAACUUCAGUUCUGGGUCGCGCAGUCAACAUCUAUCCACUGUCGUUCCUGCUCAAUCUUGGACGGAAACCACCGAUACCGAUGAAUUUCCAGCACAUGCUGUUCUUCUCAGGUUUACGAGGAGCGAUGUCUUUCGCAUUAGCCAUACGUAACACAGUAUCGGAAGCGCGACAAGCGAUGUUGACGACUACUUCGUUGAUCGUCAUAGCAACCGUCGUACUACAGGGCGGCGCAGCUACUCAUGCACUUGCAUAUCUACGUAUACCUACUGGAGAAUCUGGCAACGACGAAAACGACGCUCUACCCUACCGAGAUGUGCGAAGCCUGUACCAGGCCACGGACUCUGCUGGACCGCCCGCUGACUUAGGUUUCGGCCUACGUAACAUGGACUCAACGCAACCAGCCAGUUGCGACAGGGCAGCAAGAGGCCGCAUGGUAGUUAAGUGGGCUAAUGGCGCGAAGGAAGUGAUUAUGCCUUGGGAACUAAACGGUAUCGAAGAUACACCUCGAGACCGCGGUGAAGGUUCCACGGGACAGAAAGCCCGUCUCGCUAGAUUGUGGGGCGCAGUUGACUCCAAACUACUGAAGCCACUGCUUACUCACGCUCGACCGCCGCUCACCGAGACUCUACCAGCAUUCAUGAGACCUCUGGCUAGAGUGCUCACUACCACUCAUCAAUACACGCAAGGGGAUAACUCGCUGCGUAGAACCGACUCAGACUCAGACCUAUGCAUCGACGAACAACACCCCAUCCCUACAAGUAUUGACCCCCAGCUAUCGAUUAACGUUCGGAAUGGAUAUGGGCAUGUUUGAGCUUUGUAGCGUUAGUGAUCCACGGCUGUGAUAUAUAAUUUGCUCUAAUAGCAUAUAGUAAAAUUUAUAAUUAAUAGGAUAUUCCUUUUUAAUUAUUGCACGCAGCAAAUAUGGCCAGGACUAGUGGACACGAGGAUUUCUGUGGAAGGUAUUACUGGUAGUAACAUCUGAAUUUGUAUUGAAUACUAUUGUAAAAUUGAGUGCCACAAAUUUUAUAUUAUUAUAAUGAAGUUUCUGCGUAAAUUGAGAUUUUAACUGUUUAUAAAUUACACUUUCGACACGUGUAGUCAUGUUACCUACAUAUAUGUUCAACGGAUUCUUUGCCUUAUCUGAGGCCUUAGUACGAGUUGGUUUUUCGUUAAAAGUAAUCGAGACCGCGUUCGAUCCUCUGAUUGGUUGGAUCAUUGGAGUCGGCCAAUCAUAGUGCCGAACGGGUAUAAACGAAGCGAAGACUAUAAACAGUUAAAAUGUUAGUAAGUUAGUGUUGUUAUGGCCAGUGUGUGCUUAAAUCGUAAUGUUUACACGAAAUCACUAUCUGGAUUUAUAAUGAAUUUGUAUUUUAAUGUGAUAAUGAUGAGAGGUGAGCAUAAGAUCUGAUCAUACACUAAUUAAGAAUUCAUGGCUGCAAUGCAAUUAAUUAUAAAGUUGUAGAUUCGGGAGUCGUGUACUAAGCACUCCCGAUUUAGAUAAUGCAGUUAAUUUUAAUUGUAGUUAUAUUAUUUCUUUCUUGUUAGACAAAAAAAUCUCGUUUCGAACUUUUCGUCCGCGUGGUAUUAGCACGUUCCUUAAAUGUAGCAAUAGCUUUAUUUUGUAUCACCAAAAUUAUGUACACUCAACUUGAAAAAGUAUAACACGUUAGCUGUGUUAGCGUGAGCGCAAUAGUUAGUUGCCUUUUUUUACGAACUUCUAUUAAAACCUUUUCAUGUUAAACGAUCUAGUCUACUAUUAUGUACCUACUUACUGAUUAUAAUAAAACGAAUAUCGUGCUUGUUUUAGGACAUUUGAUUUCGAUCUUUAUGUUGACCAUCAAAUGGAAGAUUUAUUUUAAGUUGCUGGGAAAGGGUAGUUAGUGUGUUCCAAUCGAUUUGUUAUUUUACUUAUGCGUCCAUGAUUGUUAUUAUGAAAUUAUUACUCAUAGAAUGGUUUUUAAAACCUCAUCCUUAUUUUGUAAUGUUAGAUUUAUUAUGAAUUAAAGAGAUUCUCAGUUUUCAGCUUUCAAAAGAAUGUUUGCAUCGAGUUUGUUUCAAAAACUAUUUUACCCUUGUAUCUUCAAAUAUUGCAAAUGCUACUUUUAGUAGUUUGUAUUCAUAGAUAGUAUUUUCGCUACGCAUUAAUACCUCAAUAUUGCAAUAGUUUUAGUAACAAAAAACGUAUGGACCUUUUGUAUGUAACUGUACAUUCAACUCUGCAUUUCAUCUUUACAAAAAAUAUAUUUUUUCUAUAACAUCUUUCAUACCGCUUUUAAUGUCUCAUAUCAUAAUAUUAUGUAUUACAUAGACAUAGUAUUUUACUGAUUAAUAAUUUGAUCUCAAAUUGUCAGAAUUAAAAUGGCUAGAAAAUAGUAUUUUUCAAAAUUUUAUACAAGUGUCCUCAUCAGUUGUUUUUUGUGUAAAAUUAAUCUGCUUGGUUUUAAAAACUUGGCAAAUUGAAUUUCUUUAUGUGUAUUAAAACUCUGAACUUUA
Molecule: messenger RNA, 4003 nt
Organism: Spodoptera litura
Lineage: Eukaryota; Metazoa; Arthropoda; Insecta; Lepidoptera; Noctuidae
Source: RefSeq, a predicted model, not a curated record